Molecule: messenger RNA, 10618 nt
Organism: Silurus meridionalis
Lineage: Eukaryota; Metazoa; Chordata; Actinopteri; Siluriformes; Siluridae
Gene: scn5lab
Product: sodium channel, voltage gated, type V-like, alpha b
Exons: 27
Coding region: 1063-6903 (1946 amino acids)
Biological process (GO): sodium ion transmembrane transport; membrane depolarization during action potential; neuronal action potential
Cellular component (GO): axon; plasma membrane; voltage-gated sodium channel complex
Molecular function (GO): voltage-gated sodium channel activity; protein binding
Source: RefSeq, a predicted model, not a curated record
CUCAACAAACAAGCACGGAAAUCGGUGUCCUUCAUGAAAAUGUCCUCGUAAACACUUAAAUCCCGCAUUAAAGGGCGUAAACAGCACAACAGACUUAAUUGCUCCGGCAGCUUCAUAAACAACAGUUGUUCGCAUGAUAUUAAACACUCCAUUCCCCAAAGACUUGUCCUAGAUCGCAGUCCAGUCCGCGUACUCAGAGCGCGCGCUAUCCGUGCACGGAGCGAUCCGAAUUUACAGCCGUGAUUUAUCGAUGUUUGUUUGUUUGCUUUUUUUGUUUGUUUGCUUGCUUUUUUGUUUAUUUUGCGCAAAGAAACUUUGAAAGGGACAAACCAGAGGUGAGUCGGAGCGGUGCGUAAAGGGAGCGCAAAGGAGCAGGCGGGAGUAGAAGGCGUUUCCCCCCCACCCCGUGCGCCGACCAGCUCACUUCCUCAGUCGGCGGCUCGACGGCGAUCGCACAGGUUCUUCACGCGUUCCGCGCCCGGAGACGUGAACACAAGAGAGCUUUGGGAACUCCGAGUCCCUGCCAUAUACCGAGUCUCUCAUCACCAGGCGCCUCUUGGACAACACGCGGGGAAGUGUCGGGUUCCGCGUCACUGACCUGUCAUUGUUUAUAUUUGUAUUUAUUUUUUGUUUUUAUUUUUUAGACAACGAUCUCAACUUUAUUAUGUUGGAGCUUUUCUGAUUUGGAUGAUUUACCUAGAGGACCCAGUGGGAAAAGGUUUUUCUCUCUCUUUUUUUUUGUUUUUUUGUUUUGCGCCAUGUCGAAUGGAGCGGGAUUUCAGCUCGCGUCGGAUUGCGUCUGAUCAACGAAUGGAUGAGCGCUUUUAGCGCCAGGGAAGGAAAACAAGAUAAUCAGACGCCGUUUAUCUGGACGGGAUGAGUUUCCAGAGAGGGCUUCACAUGCCCUCAGGCUACUGUAGGUUUUGCUAGCGCGCACUGGGAAUGUCGGAAGUCGCUGAACUCUAAGGGUCGCUUCUUUUUUGGACGCAAAGCUGCAGAGAAGAGAAAGUUUCACGCGUAACUGUGAAGUAACCAUUAGGACAGGAGGCUCAGAAUGAAAAGAUGGCAACCUUGCUGUUUUCACCGGGUUCCGACAGCUUGCACCGGUUCACUCGUGAAUCCCUGGCUGGCAUCGAGCAGCGGAUCGCCGAAGAAGAGGCGCAGAAGGCCAGGGAGUACCAGGAGGACUUGGGUGACGUGGAGACUCCCAAGCCCCGGGCAGACCUGGAGGCAGGGAAACAGCUCCCCCGCAUUUUUGGAGACAUUCCAUCAGGACUGGUGGGGGUGCCACUGGAGGACAUCGACCCAUAUUACUCCCAGAACAAGAGAACUUUUAUAGUACUAAACAAAGGGAAGGCCAUCUUUCGAUUUAGUGCCACAUCUGCACUCUAUAUUUUUAGCCCUUUUCAUCCUGUCAGAAGAGUGUCGAUAAGGAUUUUAGUACAUUCAUUAUUCAGUCUGUUUAUUAUGUGCACUAUUUUGACAAACUGUUGCUUCAUGGCCAUGUCAGAACCAGUGCAGUGGGCCAAGUAUGUCGAGUACACUUUCACGGGCAUCUACACGUUUGAGUCGCUAAUAAAAAUUUUAGCGAGAGGAUUCUGCAUCGGACCAUUCACCUUCCUGCGGGAUCCAUGGAACUGGCUGGAUUUCAGCGUCAUUGUCAUGGCAUAUGUUACUGAGUUUGUGGACCUGGGCAAUGUCUCAGCAUUACGGACGUUCAGAGUCCUACGAGCACUGAAAACUAUCUCGGUCAUACCAGGCUUAAAGACCAUUGUGGGUGCCCUGAUUCAGUCAGUAAAGAAGUUAGCAGAUGUCAUGAUCCUGACCGUGUUCUGUCUGAGUGUGUUCGCUCUCAUCGGCCUUCAGCUCUUCAUGGGUAACUUGCGUCAGAAAUGCGUCCGCAGUACAGCCAGCUGCUUGAACACCACUGACAUCACUUUGUACAAAAACGUGUCCUUCUUCUGCAAUAACAAAACCUGGUCAUCAAUGGACGAGUUUACCAUGGAUGAAGGCAACUAUUACAAAGAGGAUGGAUCCAGGGAUGCCUUAAUAUGUGGAUCUGCGAGUGAUGCUGGGAAAUGUCCAGAUGGUUUUGAAUGUAUGAAGACAGGACGUAAUCCGAACUACGGCUACACUAGCUUUGAUACCUUCGGGUGGGCAUUUCUCUCACUCUUCAGGCUCAUGACACAGGACUACUGGGAAAACCUAUACCACCAGACGCUACGGUCUGCAGGAAAGACCUACAUGGUGUUCUUUGUGGUGGUGAUCUUCCUGGGCUCCUUCUACCUGGUGAACCUGAUCCUAGCAGUCGUAGCUAUGGCCUAUGAAGAGCAGAACCAAGCUACACUCGCCGAGGCCAUACAGAAAGAGAAAGAGUUUCAGCUCGCCAUGGAACAGCUAAAAAAAGAACAGCAAGCAGCUCACAAAUCUCAGGAGACUGAGUCGGUGUUGGCUCCUGACCUGUCUCCCUUGGCUCCCCAAGAAGACAAAGAGCACAAGAACAGGAAGAAAAGCCUGAGGGCACUUUCAGAAGAUAUGGAGAACAAUAGUGAUGAAAAGUCACCAAAGCAAGAUACUUUAGAGGGAACAAAGCAACCACAUGCUUUGGUGGUGCGAACUUUGUCGUCGUGGACCAAACGGGAAAGUCAGGCCAGUAUUUUUAACUUCCGGCUGCGGAACAAGGAAUCCGAAGCAGACGCUGAUGACGAAUUUAGCAAUCAAGGCGAUCCGGAUAGUCGUCCUGGCUCUCUUGUCUUGCCCUGGCAGAGGAGACGGAUUAGUGCACAGAGCACGAGCAGUCACGGCUCUCAGGUCUUCUACCCCAGCCUCAAUAUCAACGGAAAGCUGUUUGUUGCGAUAGAUCAGAACGGCAUCUCGAGUCCAGGACCGCUGACCCCUCUGCCAUUACCCACCUGCACCAUGAAAAAGGGCAAAGAAGAAUGUGGAUCAAAUGAGUUGAGCGGUACGCUCCUCCCGCAGCUCUCCCUGGAGGGCCGAGACAGGGCGCUAAGUGCUGCUAGCUACCUCACUGACGCCAUGGAGGAGUUGGAAGAAGCCCAUCAGAAAUGCCAUCCCUGUUGGUACACCUUUGCCCACAAGUACCUGGUGUGGACAUGCUGCCCUGGCUGGCUCAAACUGAAAGACUGGGUCAAGAUCAUGGUUAUGGAUCCCUUUUUGGACCUGACAAUCACCAUCUGCAUUGUGCUAAAUACACUUUUCAUGGCUUUGGAGCAUUACCCCAUGACAGACGAAUUCAACAAGAUGCUUACAGUGGGCAACCUGGUCUUCACAGGAAUCUUCACAGCUGAGAUGGUCCUAAAGAUCAUUGCACAGGACCCAUAUUUCUACUUCCAACAGGGCUGGAACAUCUUUGACAGCUUCAUCGUUUGUCUCAGCUUGAUGGAGCUCGGGCUUUCUAAUGUAGAAGGCCUGUCUGUCCUGCGCUCCUUCAGACUGCUGCGAGUCUUCAAGCUGGCUAAGUCGUGGCCCACCCUGAACACCCUGAUAAAGAUCAUAGGCAACUCUGUGGGUGCCUUAGGAAACCUCACCCUGGUUCUGGCUAUCAUUGUUUUCAUUUUUGCCGUGGUGGGCAUGCAGCUGUUUGGGAAGAACUACGAGCUGUGUGUUUGCAAGCUCUCAAAGGAUUGUAAAUUGCCCCGAUGGCACAUGAAAGACUUCUUCCACUCCUUUCUAAUUGUGUUCCGGGUCUUGUGCGGUGAAUGGAUCGAGACCAUGUGGGAUUGUAUGGAGGUUGCUGGACAGCCUCUUUGCCUCCUGGUCUUCAUGCUGGUCAUGGUGAUUGGGAAUCUGGUGGUUCUGAAUCUCUUCCUGGCUCUGCUGCUCAGCUCUUUCAGUGCGGACAACCUGUCAGCGCCGGACGAUGACGGUGAGCUGAACAACCUGCAGAUUGCAAUAGGUCGCAUCCAAAGAGGGAUCCUGUGGCUGCGCCGGGCCCUGUGUGAUUUCUUCAAUGGCAACUUCAAGCGAAGACGGCAGAAGGCCAAAGAGGCAAAGGCCAUGUUGAAGCUGAAGAGGCUCAGCCAGCAGUCCCAGAGGGCUGAGGGCAACGGCACAGCGGGGGUCAUAGGCCGCACUGGAGAUAAGUGCGUCUCUCCGGAUGACAGCUACAUGACCAACCCUAACCUGACCAUUAGUGUGCCUAUUGCACCCGGAGAGUCGGAUGUAGAGUUUCCUGAAGAGGAGGAUGACGAGGAUGAAGCUAGCGAGAGCUCUGAUGAAGAGGAGGAAGCAGAAACCAAGCCGAGUGACGACAUCAGCCUAUCCGAGGGCAGCACAAUUGACCUCCGAAAGCCUGGAGAGGAGGAAGAUGAAUACUCUGAGAUGGCAGAGGAGGACAUGGAUCCUGAAAAUUGUUUUCCUGAUGUGUGCAUUCGUCAUUUCCAGUGCUGUGAUAUCGACACUACUGCAGGUCUGGGCAAGGUGUGGUGGCGGCUCAGGAAGACCAGCUAUCAUAUAGUGGAGCACAGCUGGUUCGAAUCAUUCAUCAUCUUUAUGAUCCUGCUGAGCAGUGGCGCUCUGGCAUUUGAAGACAUUUACAUUGAACAAAGAAAAGUGGCCAAGAUUGUGCUCGAGUUUGCAGACAAGGUUUUCACCUACAUCUUCAUCCUAGAAAUGACCCUUAAAUGGCUGGCAUAUGGCUUUAAGAAGUACUUUACCAACUACUGGUGCUGGCUUGACUUUCUAAUCGUCGAUGUGUCUUUAGUAAGCCUCGUAGCCAACACACUAGGCUACUCUGACUUGGCUGCCAUCAAAUCACUUAGGACCCUCAGGGCUCUCAGGCCACUAAGAGCUCUUUCCAGAUUUGAAGGCAUGAGGGUGGUGGUGAACGCUCUGAUUGGGGCCAUCCCCUCCAUCAUGAACGUCCUGCUGGUGUGUCUCAUCUUCUGGCUCAUCUUCAGCAUCAUGGGCGUGAACCUGUUCGCUGGCAAAUUCGGCCGCUGCAUCAACCGCUCAGGCGUCAUCUACAACUCCUCACACAUUAACAACAAGACCGAGUGUCAGGCUAUGAACGACUCGCAGUACUACUGGACAAAAGUAAAAGUCAAUUUUGAUAACGUGGGUGCUGGCUACCUUGCACUACUUCAAGUGGCAACGUUUAAAGGCUGGAUGGACAUCAUGUACGCAGCAGUGGAUUCGCGAGCCGUGGAGGAACAGCCAAUUAAGGAGCACAACCUGUAUAUGUACCUGUAUUUUGUGAUUUUCAUCAUUUUUGGAUCAUUCUUUACCCUGAAUCUGUUCAUCGGUGUGAUCAUUGACAACUUCAACCAACAGAAACGAAAGUUAGGUGGCCAGGACAUCUUUAUGACUGAAGAGCAGAAAAAAUAUUAUAAUGCCAUGAAAAAGCUUGGAUCAAAAAAACCUCAGAAGCCUAUUCCUAGGCCUACGAACUCUAUCCAAGGAUUCUUCUUUGACUUGGUAUCAAAACAAGCCUUCGACAUCAUUAUAAUGCUGCUCAUCCUCCUGAACAUGUUGACCAUGAUGGUGGAGACAGAUGAGCAGUCAUCGUAUAUGGAGUCCAUCCUGUAUAAUAUCAAUCUAGCCUUCAUCAUCAUCUUCACCACCGAGUGCAUCAUUAAGAUCAUCGCCCUCCGCUGCUAUUUCUUCACCGUCAGCUGGAACAUCUUUGACUUUGUGGUAGUCAUUCUCUCCAUUGUGGGCAUUGUUCUCGCAGAUAUAAUUGAGAAAUACUUUGUUUCACCAACGCUUUUCCGAGUGAUCCGUCUGGCCCGGAUAGGACGCAUCCUUCGCCUUAUUCGGGGAGCUAAAGGGAUCAGAACGUUACUAUUUGCCUUAAUGAUGUCCUUACCUGCAUUGUUCAAUAUAGGUCUACUGCUGUUCUUAGUCAUGUUCAUCUAUGCCAUUUUUGGAAUGGCAAACUUUGCCUAUGUGAAGAAACAAGGUGGAAUCGAUGACAUGUUCAACUUUGAGACAUUUGGCAACAGCAUGAUUUGCCUAUUCCAGAUAACGACAUCAGCUGGCUGGGACAGUCUGCUCAAUCCUAUUUUGAACAACUCCCCUGAAGAGUGUGACCCCAAUGUGCCAAACAUAGGCACCACUGUCCGGGGCAACUGUGGGAACCCUUCAGUAGGCAUUACCUUCUUUGUUACAUACAUUAUCAUUUCUUUUCUCAUUGUGGUGAACAUGUACAUUGCCAUUAUCCUCGAGAACUUCAGCGUGGCCACAGAGGAAAGCACUGAGCCACUGAGUGAGGACGACUUUGAGAUGUUCUACGAGGUUUGGGAGAAGUUUGAUCCCGAGGCCACGCAGUUCAUCGAGUACGCUAAGCUUUCGGAUUUUGCCGAUUCCCUGUCGGAGCCGCUGCGUAUUGCUAAGCCUAAUAAAAUUAAGCUGAUUUCCAUGGACUUGCCCAUGGUGAGCGGUGACAAGAUUCACUGCCUGGACAUCUUGUUCGCCUUUACCAAGCGCGUGCUGGGCGAAUCGGACGAAAUGGACGCACUCAAGCAACAAAUGGAAGAGAAGUUUAUGAUGGCGAAUCCAUCCAAAAUCUCCUACGAGCCCAUCACAACAACUUUACGACGUAAGCAGGAGGAGGUAUCGUCCAUUGUAAUACAGAGGGCCUACAGAAGGCAUUUACUCCGAAGACAGUUGAGGCAAGCCUCGUUCAUAUAUCGACAGAUCAAUGUAGAGGGAGCUGCCAGCAGUGAGGAUGACAGCCCACCAGAAAAGGAAGGACUCAUAGCCUUCAUGUUGAAGGAGAAUUAUGGACCUGAGACAGAGGGUUUGUCCUCGACCUCCUCACCGCCAUCUUAUGACAGUGUGACAAGAGUCACUAGUGAGCUUUUCCAAGCUCUAAUACCUGAGCCCAGGAACAGUGACCUGAGCAAACCUGACCCUGACAAAGACCGUGAAACGUUUCUAUAACAUUAAGUAUAAAGUGCUCUCUCACACAAAUAAUCUUCUUGUUACUUUGUGGGUUUUUUUUGUUUACAGAAUGUAACAUAGCUCAAACAGCACUCAAAACACUUGAUACAUGUGACUGUGCAUCAAGAUUUCAAGGUUUUUGUAGGACAAGUUGAUGUUUUUAAUUCCCUUGUGUUUCACAUUUUUGUUUGAAUAUACAGGGGCGAAGUGUAGACAGCUCACAUUAACGUUGCUUCAGUUUAUAUGCAUGAGUGAGAUUCUGCAGCAGUUAACUGCAGUUAUAUCACAGAUGUACUAAUCAUAUAUUAGAUUGAAAGAAAUACAGUUUAUCAACAUUUACAAAGUAUGCCUGACCAUCUGAGUUUAUUAAAAGGUCUUACUUAAACUGGUGUGAUUUCCUUCUGACAAUAGAUUUCACACUACGUAGAAAACGCAAGACGUUAGACAUAUAGUCUUGCUCAAUUUACCAAUUGCUCAUAUUAUAUGUAAUUUAAAAAAAAAUUAUAACUAAGGAUAAAAUUCUUCUGUCCAGUCCAGGUUGUGUCACUAGCGAUGAAAGAAAGAGCAAGAUGAUUAAGUGAAGAUAUUUGCCAGUACUUUCUUUUUUGCUCUUUUUUUUCCCCCUCCACCUUUUGUUUUUGGCAUAUAAUUAUAUGUCCAUCUCACAAAUAGCCUGGUCUGGUUACAGGAUGCUAUAAUCAGGACUAGUAAAAGACAAUCAAACAUGACUCAGCAACGGUCUCUCGCGUACAACAUCCAUCUACAUCCACCGCUACCAAAAGGCUGCACAGGCUUUUACUGCACAUGGAAAUGUUUUUGUGUAUUUAUUUUAUUUAUAUUUCAUUUUGCAUGUUGGGAAAAAAAACACAUAACACCUCGAGAUGUAAUGGUCAUUUUCUUUUUUUUGUAAGGCUGAAAAGGAAUUCUUAUUUUGCACAUACUGAGUUCAGCAAUAAUUUGCUACCUUUCGAUAAAAAAAUGGAGAAAAAUAUUGAUUUUAAAUGUAUAUUUGAAUAAAAACAAACAAAAAAAGAAAUACAUAAUAAUAAUAAUAAUAAUGUCAUUUAUACUAUGUCAACCUUAUGUGUAAGAGGGGAAUCUCUUGCUGGCUCCAUGGUAUAUUCAUAUCUCCGAUUCACACUAAGAGAUUAAUCCACUUGUUUUUUAAGUCAGGUUAGCACGUUUUUCUUGAAGGGCUGUUUUUGUAGCAAUAGACCCCAAGUGUGCCUGGUAGAACUUAACCCCUAUUUCAAUCCUCUUCUCCAGUGCAAAAAGGCUCACCUUUAAAAGGCACGGUGAAGCUGUUUUAAUUCCAGAGCAUUACAUCAAUAACCAUUCAUGUUUGAUGUGAUCCUGCCAUCUCCCUGAACUUAUUAAGUCUUCUAUCCAUUCGAGUCCAUUUGAGCACAAGCCAUCACGUUUUUAUCUAUUUAGAUGUAGAAUACAGUCAUUCCUUAUUAAAAACAAACGGCACAGAUUCCCACUGUUAUACAUAGAUUUAUCCAUACAUAUAUUUAGAUGUUUGCGCUCGCAACAGGAUCAUUAUUAGAAUAAACAGAGAUACAACUCUGCAUGUAAAAGAGUUUUUUGAAAAUUAGUUUCAAAAAAAAAAAAAAAUUCAAUAAAAAAAAUACAGACAAGAAUAUAAUUCAAAGGAAAUACAAAGGGCUUUCUCCAAAAACAAAAAAAAAUUUGAAAUACAAAACAUCUGGAACAUUGCGACUUGUCUUAAAAAAGAACAACUGCUCCACCAAUAUGACUGUGCAGCAUAUCUGCUUAUAAAAAUUCAUAUUUUGUGAGCCUCGAAAACAAACUUAUCAGAAACAUGGGUUUCUGGAUAAAGCCCUGUUUCUCGAAGCCACCGAAAAAGACGCACAUGGGGAUUGCUAGCAUUGUAUCUUGUAACUUUUUAAAUAAUACUAUUAUAUUUACUAUUGGCACCCACUACAGUGAAUAAAUGUUACACCACAAACCUUUUCUUUUUUUAAACUUCCUGGAAUGAAUAUGUAUAAAACCCUUUUAGAUGAAAUCAUGUGUAGGGUGAGGUUCAUGUACUGUAGGUGCUGAUGUCCUGUUUUCAGAUCUCUAUAAUGUUUUACAUUGUGACAUGAUAAUCAUGUUUCUUCACUUUAAACCAUUACACAGAUACAAAAGAUUCUCAGAAUUCAUGUGGAAAACUCCUUUUGGUUAUUUCUUGCACAGGAGAGGAGCCAUAUAUUACCCAGAAGUAAAACUAUGUGCAUAAGCUUGUAUGAUGUGUCAAAGAAACCUACAAGAUAGUACGGGCAUUGGUUGGUGUGUGGAAAUACACAUAACUUCAGCAGUGUGCUACUUCUUGCUGGAUUUAAUAACUGCAGGUGGGUUCUGUGUGAUGGAGGCUGACCAGAUCGCUUUGACGGUUAGAUGAAGGGGAUCUCAGGCCUCCUUCUGCUGAGCACUUAGCAUCACUCUCAAGCUGUUCACAUUUGGUUUUUACAAAACCAAAGAGUCUAGUCCAGUUACUUCAGCAAGAGGAUGAGAGAUGAACCGACUAUGCUUGGAGGAGCAACGCUUAUUUUUGUAAUAUUUAGACACAGUAAAACAAAGAGAGGAAAAUGUACAAUGCAUCAGUACUUCGGAUAAAUGCAAACAUUUCAUGUUUUUCUAUUUUGGACUUCAGGUGUUGGAACGUUUCUCAGAUUUCUGUUUAUAACCCUCAUACUAAUUCAUCAAACAUUAACAGUAUGCACAGCAGGUUACAAUAGAGUGUUCACUGAAAUGCAACAGCUAUAUUGUGGAUUUAUUAAGUGGGAUGGCAUUAAUGACUUUUUGGGGGUUUUUCGGAUGUUGCUCACAAUUCCCCAACACCCCGCCUUUAAAAAAGAAAUCUGUCAGCACAUGUACAAGGAAUGUAAUAAAUGCCUCUUUCUACUUUUCCAUGAUAAUUCUUUAGUACCUGAGUUGAUUGGAGAUUCACAUAAGGUGUAUUUAGUCAAAUGAAGCACAGGGAAACUUUUCUAUCUGCUGUACAUUUUAAAAUGCCAGUUUGUGCAAUACAAGAGCAGAUACAGGAAUUCAAAGGCAUAUUUUGUCUAUGCUUUGCAUAUAUGAUGUAUAAAUAUUAGUUAUCUGAAAGCAGUGUAUUUUAUAAAUGGUAGAAUUUGCUAAACCUAGUAGUUUUUAUUUAUCGUUUUUUUUUUUUCUUCCUAAGAAAAUUCAGUGAUCAAAUUCUGAUGCUGCUUAAGGGAGCUAGAACGGUGUGCGAUGAAAUACUGAUGUAGUAUCAGGCUUCGGGGCUACAAAAUUCUAGCUAUAAGCUAAGAGCAAGAUGACCAAAACAGAGCCAGAGUCAGCAUCUGGAGUCCUACAGGUAUAUAUUUGGAGGUUCUCUGAGGUCAAAAAUAUAACACGGCCUCAGUCAUUUGCCCCUCUGACAAUGUUUAUUUAUGUAUGUACUUAUUUAUUUCGUUGUUUUUUUUUUUUUUUUUACACUAUUAGAAUGUGCAUGCUGCAAUAUGACAACUUGUUUUUCAAAAAACGGUUUCACAUUUGUAAAUUUUAUUUGUGUGAUGCCCCAUCCCCCCCAACUGUUUGUUUAAAAUGAAAGGAAAUGCAAAGAAGACUGUCGACUGUAGUCCUCAUAAUCAGGACAUUUAGAGAGACUCAUGGUUUUCUGAAAAGCUUUGUGGCCAAUUAGAAUAUGUAUAUCUAUAGUCAAAUAAACAACAGGAUUUAU